UUUUUUCUGCAGCUGUGACAAUUUGGUAAGUGGUACUAUGUCCACACAUCAAUCAUGGACGUGGUGGACAGUUUAUCGCCAGCCCCGGGGACUGACAGUGUCCCCUCCCUAGACUUUGACCUGAUCACAGACGGGGACUCGGGAAACAUUUGGUGUGAGCAGUGUAAAGUCUAUAAAAAGAAUUAUGAGAAGCUGCAGGAAGAGCACGCCCGGAGUUACAACACACUGAAAAAGAAGAUAAUAUCCACUGACUUGCUUAUCAAGAAGUACAAGACAAAGUGUGAAGAGUAUGACCAGCAGACCAGGAAGUUAGAGGAUGCCAUCAAAAGACAGGAACAAUUACAGAGGGAGACAGACACACUACAAGCCCAGCUGUCCUCAGCACUUCAUCAGAUAGAACCAAUCAAACAGGAUAAAGUAAAGCUUGAGCAGGAAGUGAAGAGAAGAGUCCAGGAGAUCCAGAAUCUGAAAGAUCAAGUAACCGCAGGACAGAGUUUCAAGUCACAAUAUGAGCAGCUGAACAAGUCACUGUUGGAAGACAAAGACAAACAUGAACAGGAAUUAAAAGACGCCACCAAGAAAGUUCGCGAGUUAGAGCUCAGUCAUCAAAGGCAGGAAUCACAGAUCACCAAAUUGAAAGAGGACAACAAAGUUUUAAAAAAAGACAAUGGUAAAAGUCAAAAGAGAGAAAAAAAGACAGAGGAAAGUCUGGCUAAGGCACAGGACAUGGUCAACAGAUACAGACAGAUUCUAAUAAAACAUGGCCUUCUACCUUCUAACCAGGACACACUGCUGCGGGUCACAAAGGGGGCGGGGACAGGUGCCCCUCCUAAAGAGAUGCCCCUACUGGAGGAGGAAGAGUGGGUGGAUUCAGCUUCUGCCUCUGAUAAAGAGCAAUACUCGGACCUAGACAAUCCCAGAAUGCACUGUGAGGUCAGCAUGAUAAAGAUGAAGUCAGAAACUGUCUGCUCUGAGGAGAGGAAACCGAAGAUUGAGUUCCAGGAGGAGGAGACCAGUUUACUGGAAUUCCCCUUCACGUUCAGUCCCCUGGUGUCAGUCCUGUCCCCCCUUCCUCCCUCCCCACAGUCUUAUAGGAAGGAAGUAGAAGAUAAUGAUGAAAGUGAUGAUGAUUUAGAUGAAAUGGCAGAACAACUAGAACAGGAAAUUCUAAAUGUUUCCCCUACCCCCAGAAGGUCACCAAGGAAACGGGUUCCACCCUCCCCCCUCUCGCGGGACCCUCACACCACUGUGUCCACCCAGGAAAUACGAACCAAACAGGUGACCAUCCACAGUCACCGGGGAGGUAUUGUGAUCGGUCAGGACAAGACAGCAAGAGACAACGACGGAGCUACCCAGGAGCUGAGGGGGAUCAAAAGGAUAAACUUCACUGCUGAGGAGAGUUCUAACUUUGAGGCUCUUCAGGGGGAGGUCAAUUCUGAAGUCUCCCAUGUGAACCCCAAACCAAUACUCAGUGGUCAUCACAACUCCGCAUUUCAGAAAUUUUCUAAAAGUUCUCAUAAACAGGAGAAAACUGAGGCAAGGAUUGAGGAGAGGGUAAUACCAAAACACUCCGGUGAUUCUGGAUUUUCAAGAGAUUCUAAACUUAUCUGUGAUAAUAGUAAAAAUGUGAAAGAGAGCUCCUCCAAUGUAUACCACAAGAGGAUUGAGUGUUUGAAAGGUUUUAGACCGGUCAGCGAGACUCUAGACGACUCAGAUAGCAUGUGUUCAGAGGAGAUAAAAGUCACCAAGGAAGAUGUUAGUGACAGUGUGGGUGAAAAGGGUAAUAUAGACACAAAAGUAAAUAAAAUCAUAAAGCAUGAACAUGAUGAAUUAACUGAUAAAUCUGCGGUAGAUUUAGAUAUAGAAUCUGCAUUGUCAGUACGAACUUUGAGAAAAUCCCUCAGUCUGCCUGAUGGUGAACUUCCUUCCUCUAAAGUAGGAGUCAGUUCUCCUAGAACUCGAAAGAGACGGCACAUGUCUUUAUCCCAGAAAAAUCCCAGUCAAAAAUCUGAAAGUUGUGAUUCCAAAUUGAAAGCAGUUCAUGAAAGCCCCAGAAGGUCUCUGAGAAAUAAAAACAAUGAGGAAAGUGAGCAAAAGUCUAGUGGUAGCAGUGACCUUCCUCAUCAAACAAAAACAAUUAGUGAAGAAAAUUCAGAAAAGAAGUUAGUCCCCAACAAACCACCAGUCCGAGUGACUAGGAGUAAGACUCUACUGAUACCCCCCAGUGAGGUAGAUACCCUGUGUCAAAGGUCAAGGUCAAGAAUGAAAAUUCCAAGUGGGAAGAAAAAGAAAGAAGGGGAUUCAGAGAAAUUGGAGAUGAAGGUUAUUAAAGAGGAACAUGUGGAAGAUGGAGAAGUGGAAAGAGGGAAAGGUGAUAUGGAAGACAGAGUGGAAGAGGUGGAAAGCAGUGAAAGUGCCACCCGAGUUGUGUGUAGGCAGGAGAGUUUGGGGUUUGCUUUACGCUCACCCCGGGUCCUCAAAUCCCCUCCUGUUGUGUUACCAUCUGAGAAAGGUAAACAAUCCUACAGGUUGUCUUUCACUACUGCUGUUGUACAGUCCAAAGAGACUGCAGAUGUGAAAGGGAGUGGUGAUGGAUCUGUAGUGCAUCCGGCACAGAGACACAGUGAGUUAAACACUAGUGACAGUGACCCAAGGACAGAGGAUACUUCAAGUGUGGCAUGUGACUUUUCUCAUAAGACAAAUGAUUCAAACCAGAAAGUGAAAAGUAAUGUAAAUGUUGCUGUAAAAAAAGUAUCGACAGGGAAUGUUGAGGCUGAUGAUGUACUUAAUCAGUGUUCUUCUAAGGAGGAGGGGAUCAGAGAAUUCAAUUCAGAACUGAAUCAGGAUGACCCUGAUUUGGAGAGUUCACUCCCUCGCCAGGGGAGCAUGGGAUUCAUGGUGAGUGGUGGUGACUCGGGGACAGAAUCAGGAAAAUCCACACCCAAACAGAAAGGAGCAGAGACCAGUCUGGUUCACACACCGGAAUCAGUGAACAGUGAAAAAAGUCCAAGAAGAAAUUUGAAAAAUGUGGACAGAAAUUCUGAUACUUCAACAGAAGAGCAAAAUGUUCAACAUAGUGUAAAUGUUACUGAAACUUGUGAAUUUGGUGAUCAGUCUGAAGAGGAUAUAGCAGACAAUUCUAAACAGACAUCUCUUGAUGCAAGAUGUUAUUCUAAAUUGAAUGUACCACAAACUUCUGAGAAACUUUCUUUGCAUUUUGAAGACUCAGUUCAACAGGAGGAAGUGACUUGUGUGUCUAACUCUACUUCAAAUUCCAGUGAUGUUAGUGGUGCUAAUAGACAUCCAAAACAGACUAUCAAACAAAGUGACUUGAAAACCAGUGAAUCAGAAAUUGCUCAAUCCUCCACCUCUAGUGCUAGUUACUCUGACAGACCUCCCUCAUUAUCUGAGGGAGGCAGCCGUAGUCCCUCCCUAGUGUACAUACCUAGUCUUUCAGUGCUGGUUCAGAAGUCUAGGUUUUCUGCUGUGGUGGCCUCUAGUACCGUAGUGUCACCUGAGAUGGAGAACCUACCCUCCCAACCCCGCCCAGAGAACACCACCACCUCUCACCCCCCUGUCUCACCCCUGCCCCCAUCACCUUUUCAUUUUUUUCUUCCCAACCCCAUCUCGCCCCUCCCCCCUUCACCCGUUCGUGAGAUGGCCCCCAUUUCCCCUCUGUGUACAUCCCCCUUUGAUCUAGACGAUCAGUGCCUGUUUGAGUCGUCCUCCCAGUGUGAAGAGUCGAUGGAUCAUUCACAGGAGAACCCACAAGUUUUGAAGUUAAAGUCAUCUAAAUCAUCGUCAGUCAAAUCAUCUAAAAUAUCAUCUGUCAAAUCAUCCAAAAUAUCAUCAGUCACCAAGAAAAAAGUUCAGACGGUUUCAACACAGAGUUAUGUUUCUGCAGCAACAAAGACCAGUCGGUCCACUCAGUCUAAUGGGAAAACUGAACAGUCUGGUGGUGCUCCUCAAUCAUUUCAUGCAGUGGCACCACCCGACGCAAUAGCAGUCAGACCUCAGAAAAAUAAAGAAACCACACAGGGAACUGUCAACCAGAACCAGGAGAAAUCAGGGUCAAAGUCAGCAGCUGUGAGGAAGCGAAGAAGUCAGGACCACAGUACUCUCAUCCCAGAGGAGAAGAAACAGUGUUUUGAAAACCAAACCUCUACAUCAAAAGAAUCCAGUGUUGUCACAGAUAAAUCUAAUCUUCAUAAAGUGAUUGAGGCUGAGAUGAAGUUAUACCUGGAUAAAUCAGACAUCAGUGAGCAGACAAUGGUAGAUAAACUGGUUCCCCUAGCUGACCACUCCACCAUGUCAAGGCAUCUACUGCAGUGGACAGUCCAGUACCUACGUUGCCAGCAGAUGGAGCUGUUUGGUACGAUCCACUGUUACUGUGCCUACAGCAGUGAUUGUCAAUCCAGGACUGAUCCAUUCCUCACUCCAGGGGAGACCAGGCUCUUACAGUUCUACAGCUUCCUGUUCAAAAUUCCUGACUGGAGUGUACAGAGACAUCAGCUCCUAGAUUUGUUGUGGACGUCCAUAUUUUGUCAUGAUUCACUUAACCUGACCAGCAGACUGGCUCUUUGUCGGAUGUUUGUUGGAAUUCUUCAUGAAGCAGGUGAUAUGGAGUAUGUCAGGGUGUUCUUUUACCACGUCAUGACCUGUAAAUAUCUCAACGCGGCCAUGAUUGCUGUGACCAUUGCUGGGGUGUGGCCACAAUGUCUCUAUAGAAACCCAGCAGGAACAAGUCCAGUGUUGGUUGUUAUGGAGGCUGUUAUAAUGAAAGACCUCCAGGAGCUGAAAGACAAGGGCGCUAAGAUUUCUGUUUGCCUGAAGAAGCUGGUAAAUUGGGACCUGUGUGUUCACCAGAAUAAUGUCCUUCUACAACACAUGGUUAAAGAGAUUGAGCAAAAAUGUGCUGAUUUCCAUAGCAACCAAGGUCAGAUAUAUGAGUUACGACGGGCUGUGGAGUUACUGCUGGUGAUGCAGAAGGUUGGAUUCUUUAAGACAGUCUUCAUUGGUGUAGCAGUCAGUUCUCUGAGCAGUAAACUGAGAUCAAAACAGGCUCAGGCUGCGGAACAUUACGUCAAGGUCAUUGUUCAGAUAGCAGGAAGUGUUCUGUUACAGUUGACCACAAUGAACGAGAAAAGCUUGUCUCAGAUAAUCCGGAAGUACAUCUGUAAAGUCCUCAUGUCUGAUUUAGCGAGCCUGGAUUUACAGCUGAGUGUGGCCCGGACACUGCUAGAGUUGUCUUUCCUGUCUCCUGUAACAGUCAUGUCCGCCUCUCUUUACCCAUGGUUCCUUGCUCAUAAAGACGUGAUCCCUGCAGACUUUGUUAAUAAACUAGAAAACACAAGACAACUACUGGUCAGGCAGUUUCCUAUGUUCAAAUGCCCUGUAUUUGUAUGACUGAGAGAAAAUUUAAAAAUAAAAUCCCUAGACCCAAGAGAAAAUGUCAGACAAAUGCAUGUUUGUAUUAAUGUGUCAUUUUCAUAAGACAUUGCUCAUGAAUAAAAUUGGUGCUCAUAUUUGCAUGUAUAAUGGGAAUAACUGUGUCAGUUUAUUAAUUGUACCUAGUACUGAAGUGUGCAAAAAAAAAAACAAAAAAAAAAAACAUUGUUUCUCUAUCAGUCAUAUUAAACACUCAUCUUGUGAGAAUGACAAGACUAGUACUAUUUACUUGUACCAUUUCUAUCACCAGUGUAUAUGCAUUCCUUUUCAGCUCAUAUCUGCAUACAUGUGCAAUUAUUUUUCUCUGUGAUGUUGCCCAAUUCAAAAUCAAUAAGAGCUGGAUAAAACAAAUUGUAGAAUUUAUAUUCAAAACUUCAAGUAUCUGUCUCAGAAUUUUUGCAGGUUAGCCUGAGAAGUUCCAACACUUUCUAAUGUAUGCACAAAGUGUUUGGUACAUUCCUAACACUUCUUCAAUAUAAUGGGACAAGACUUGUGUCAACAUGAAAGUUUAUUAGUACCAAAACUUUUACUUGAAACAUCUGAUGUGAAAUUGUCCAUUAAUCAUUAUUUUCAUAGCAUUUUUUCUUACCUAUAUUACAGUGUAUUAUAUGACAAAAACUAUUUAUAUGUGCCAUGACCUUGCUAACAUUUUUUUAGGAAGUUUUUACGAAUUUUCCAAUCAUACAUAUUUAUGUCAAUAAAAUUGUUUGCAUCAAUGAAAAACUAAUUAUAUUGUGAAUAAAGUAUUGUAAAUAAUGUAAAUAGAAUAGAAAUGGGCAUGUAUUCUCUAUCUUUACUGUAGUAUAGCGUCGCUUAUCAAAAGUACAUUCUAUAAAUAUUUUGUAUUAGCGUGUUUAUUAUCUAAGUGUCUUGAAGUGUACCAUAGUAAAUGUUCUAGUACAUUUACAUUACAAGAUUUUGAUUAUAAUGUGUCACUUCACCAUUGGAACAUUGUUUUUUUUUUAUCUUCAUAUAAAACAGUUAAAAAGUUUUUGUUUUCUUGUCAAUUUUGUACAGUUAUCGUAAGGUAU
Messenger RNA from Saccostrea cuccullata (small rock oyster), 6479 nucleotides. RefSeq lists its product as uncharacterized. The transcript has 25 exons. Bases 55 to 5406 code for a protein of 1783 amino acids. The record is from RefSeq and is a predicted model, not a curated record. Lineage: Eukaryota; Metazoa; Mollusca; Bivalvia; Ostreida; Ostreidae.